UAUGAUUCGUGGAAUUACAGGAACGUAGAUCCGAAAGGCGAGCUAGAGAAAGCAAAGAAAGCGGAAAGGCUGCAAGCCAGAAGGAACAAACUGAGAAAUUUGUUGAAGGAGGAGGAUGAGUCUUACAAAAGGGAGCUGGAGGAACGGAAAAGAGUAAAAAGUCGCGCGGAGGAGUCGUCUUUGGAGGUUUUGAAGCAAAAAUUGCGAGAGCAGCGCGCGGAGCAGAGCCUGUAUCUACCUAGGUCCUGUCGGAGAUACCAAUCCUAUUUCGUUUAUCCCAAAGACUUGUCCAGUCCGAGUUGGAGCACGCUCAGGGGCACUAAUCUUCAGCAUUCUCGCGCUUGCAGGGAUUCGACGAAUUUUAUUCACCAAACCAGACAAACUUCUCAUCGUGGCAAUUCGAAAAUGAGCGCGGAGAGCGGGACGAGCUUGCAAGAGCAGGAGAACGCAACGCAGCUGGAAGUUCUGCGUCAUCCUUCGUCCAGCAGUGCAACUGGAAGGCCUAGUUCGAGGUAUUCGGCUCGCUAUGCUCGUAGAAGUUUGGAGAAUACUAACGUGAGAUGCGACGACACCGUCGAUUACCCUUCGAGCAGGGUAGCGAGCAAAUCGUCUCUCGUGUUGGGGUCAUCG
This is a messenger RNA of Eufriesea mexicana, 630 nucleotides long. RefSeq lists its product as uncharacterized. The annotation marks the transcript as partial. NCBI's taxonomy places the organism in Eukaryota, Metazoa, Arthropoda, Insecta, Hymenoptera, Apidae. The transcript has a single exon. The record is from RefSeq and is a predicted model, not a curated record.